GCAACGGGCGGAGCGCGGGGCGGCAGCACGCAUGCACCGGCGGGCGGGCAGGGGGAGGAGCCGCGUCCGCCGGGCGGGCUGGGCUCCUCCCUCCUCCUCCUCUUCCUCCUCCUCCUACUCCUCCUCCUCCUCCUCGUCGCCGUCUUCUUCUUCCCCCUCCCCGCCCACCCGCCUCCAGCGCUUUCCCGCCGCCCGCCUUCCACGCACGGCGGGUUCCGCCUCGCGCCGCUGCCGACACGGCCGCCGCUGCCGCUGCGGGAACAAAGGAGCGAAGCGGCGGCGGCGCGGCCGCCAGCCCCGCAACUCGCGCUCUCCCCGCAGCCGCCCGGAGCAAUCCGCGGCGCCUUCUCCGGCACCCGCCGCGGGGUUUGUGGCCCCCGCCGGGAACAGCAUCGAGAUGACUCAGGAGACAAACCAGACCCCAGGGCCUAUGCUGUGUACUACAGGAUGUGGAUUUUAUGGAAAUCCUAGGACAAAUGGGAUGUGUUCUGUUUGCUACAAAGAACAUCUUCAACGACAGCAGAAUAGUGGUAGAAUCAGCCCCAUGGGAUCAACCAGUGGUUCAAACAGUCCUACCUCAGACUCUGCAUCUGUACAGAGAGCAGACACUAGCUUAAACAACUGUGAAGGUGCUGCUGGCAGCACAUCUGAAAAAACAAGAAACGUGCCUGUUGCCGCUUUGCCUGUAACACAGCAAAUGACAGAAAUGAGUAUUUCAAGAGAGGAAGAAUUAACACCGAAAACAGAGACUGAGCCAGUUGUUACUCAACCAAGUCCAUCAGUUUCUCAGCCUGGUACUUCAGAGAGUGAAGAGAGAGCUGCUGAACUGCCGAAACCAAAGAAGAACAGAUGUUUCAUGUGCAGGAAGAAGGUUGGUCUUACAGGAUUUGACUGCCGAUGUGGAAACCUAUUUUGUGGACUUCACCGUUACUCUGACAAGCAUAACUGCCCAUAUGAUUACAAAGCAGAAGCUGCAGCAAAAAUCAGAAAAGAGAAUCCAGUUGUGGUGGCUGAAAAAAUUCAGAGAAUAUAAAUUAAUAUGCUUGUGAAAAGACUGACUGACUUUUUGUGGGGCUUUUUUUUUCAAUACAUCCUAAGAAAACAUGAAAAGAGCAGGUGCAUGGUCAUUUUCCUUUGUUUUCCAAAGUUUUACUUCUAGUCCUGUCUGUCUAAAUGAUACUUCAAAUGUUUGGGUGUUUGCUACAGGCAGAAUUGGAUAGAUACAGCCCUUGAAAAUAUAUAUGCCCUCCCCAGAAUAGAUGAUGAUCAGAAACCUGCACAGGAAUACACAUGCACAGAGGACAGACUCUAGUUCACAUGUGCCAAACAGAUGUAUGCAAUGUGCAUGUGUGCAGCAGCUCUGCCUUUUGAGAUGUGCAUGAGGUAUAUGUUAUAUGCCUGUUUUGGAGAACGAUACAUCAAAACUGUUGGCAGUCUACUUCUAUCAUUUGAAAUCUCAUUCUACUUUUAGUUGCCACACUUCAUGUUAGUUUUCCAGCAGAAUGCUAGCUGUGUAGAGGGUCUAGUAUCCCAGUAAGAGGAGUGUCUUUGCCAUAUUUAAGUCACUUAACAACUGAGAAAAAUGGAGAAAAUCAGAUGAGAAGAAAAUUAUUUUGUAAAAGAUUACAUUAACUUUAGAAUCUUGAAAAAAAGUUCCCAAAGGAAAUGUCCCCUUAGGAGCUUAUGAACUGGCCUGCAACAGUUGUCCGCUUUUCCUUGCAUAGCUAAAAAUGUUGUGUAGCAGAAUAUUGUAAGAUUGGUCUUCAAAAAACAGUUACAAAUGUUUCUAGAAAUAUCACAGCAUCUCUAUCAAGCAACAGAGGUCUAAAUAAGUUGCUGAAAACUAGAGCAGUUUAUUAUUCAUGUACUACUUAUGUUCUGUGUGUUCCAAGUUCAGAAUAUUAGGAAUUAAUUUUUCUAGUUUUGAGUGUAACAGUAGCACCGUUCUGCAUGGAAAACCAUACCUAACAUGGCUGCUGUAGACUUAAAUGGUAGCUGGAACCACUCUCAGAGGGCUGCUUUAUCAUUUUUAUUUGUAAUUGGGUAUAGGACUGUAGUGUUCUUGGGUGUAUUGCAUGGGCUGCAUUAUCUACGGCAUUGUACAAUAACAACUCUAGAAAAGGCAGUAUUCUUCACUGAUGCUUGUCUGGUAAUAUAUAUCACUUCUGUGUUAUAAUGGAAGGGGUUUUUGUGAUGUAUGAAACUUGUGUUUUUUAUAUAAACAAAUACGGUUUAGACUAGUGUUGUGGUAAUGCCUGUUCUCAUCUGUAAAUAGUUACAUACGUACACAAGGCACUACUCCUGACCUGAUUUUUAUUGCCAGUGUUCAGUCUUUGUUUUUACUUCACUAUUAAAGCAUCAGGUUUUCGCUUCUAACUUUCUUUUGAGUUAUUAGAUAUGCAGACAUGUACAGAUAGUUCAUAUUUAUGUAUUGCACAUAAGCUACACAGCAUCUAUGCUAUAUUGUAUUAUGUAAAUAAUAAAAAUAAUGUACAGAAGGAGA
Messenger RNA from Oenanthe melanoleuca, 2503 nucleotides. RefSeq names its product zinc finger AN1-type containing 5 (gene ZFAND5). The transcript has 6 exons. NCBI's taxonomy places the organism in Eukaryota, Metazoa, Chordata, Aves, Passeriformes, Muscicapidae. Gene Ontology annotation, molecular function: DNA binding; zinc ion binding. Bases 32 to 1033 code for a protein of 333 amino acids. The record is from RefSeq and is a predicted model, not a curated record.